Messenger RNA from Pedinophyceae sp. YPF-701, 14526 nucleotides. Lineage: Eukaryota; Viridiplantae; Chlorophyta; Pedinophyceae. The record is from the annotation of a GenBank genome assembly.
AUGACUCGCGGGUCGUUGCUGCUCUUGCUGGCCUUGGCGGUGCUCGCGCCCGCGAUCAUCCGGACUGCGUCGUUCAGUGACGGAGCCGACGGCGUCAUCGGCCAGACGGACUUGCCCUGGCACCCGACCCACGGGAACCCCAGCCCUCCCAGCACGUGGCUUGGAGUCGACGGAGGGCCGUUUGCCGUGCACGUGCCGGCCGCCGUCGGAAGUCCACCGCCGGUGAUCCAGGAGAACUACGUGGCGUCGGACUUUGGCCUGACGGUCCUCGCGGCGUCGGUGAACAACUCGGCGUUCCCCCGCAGCAGCAAGGGCCCGUACUUGGACGACGUGACGACGGCACUGACCCUGAGUCUCACGGACCCGCAGGGCGCGGCCAACCUGCUGCUGGGGACGUACCACGUCGGCGACGACAUCGGCGCGGCGCGCACGGGCGUCCCGACGGGGCAGUACUGGGGCGACGUGUACAACUCGGCGUCGGGCUGCUUCAACGCCUCGUCCGCCUUCUGGGCGUGCAGCUUUGAGGACAACGCGGUCGUGUCCUCCGGGGCCGGCGCCCCGAAGCCGUGGGUCGGCGCGUACGUCACGGACGUGGACGUCGUGGCGGUGAUGAACCCGGUGACGGCCGCGCCGGCGCGCGCGCAGUCGAACCUGGUCGGGUACUUCAUUGUGGUGAAGGAUAUUUUGACGACCAGCAAGACCACGGCGGGCGUCGGCGACUUCCUGGCCACGGGGACGCGCGUCUUCUUCUUCGACUACCUGGCGUUCAAGUCCGGGCUGUCCACGGGCAACCUCGGCGGCGGCACCUUCCACAACAACAUCGCGGGCAACAACUCGCCCAGCACCUGCACGGCCGGCAACGUCACGGACUGCGCGGCCAAGUCGUUCUACCACCUCAGCAGCAGAGAGAGGAUGCUCGGCGCCGUCGGGGUCGCCCCGACAACCGGCGUGUCGCUCGUGAACUACACCGCCGCGGCACUCGCCGCCUCGAACGGCAGGCCGCACCUGGGCACGCCGUGGAGCGGGCAGGCCUUCGACGGGCUGCGCGGGUCGGCGAGCUGCGGGCAGUCGACCCAGGACGCGUCCCGCGUCGUCUGCGCGACCGGCGUGGCGUGGAACGCGAGCCUGCUCACCGCGGCCGUCAACACUCUCCGCGUCUACAGCUGGCCCAUUCCCACGUCGCCCACGUCUAUUUCGGGACCCGCCGACCUCACAGGCGCGUUCAUAUCCUCCUUCGUCGGCGGGCAGAUCAGGACCUACUGGGGAACGACGCGCAACAACGUGCAGAUCUGCCGGUUCCUGCGGACCGACGGAGACUGGGUGUUCUGCUCCGACGGCAACUCACGGAUGGCGUACUUCUUCCUAUUGCCGGCUCUAGGGUUCCCGUCGGGAUCGUACAUCACCAACGCUGGCGCCUUCCCCGUGAGCGCGGGCAACGGCGGCGUCGUGGAGCCGGGCCAGGGGCUGGGGGCUGCCUCAACGCUUUGCGGCGACAUCGCCAUCGACCGCGACUCUCCGUCGAAGGGCCUGGUCUGGGCCUGCCGAGCGCAGACCACCCCGACGGUGUCUGUUGAUGGCAUCUACCUGUACCGGCGCGCCAACUGGACGGGCUCGUCGUGGGACGCCCCGGGCCUGCGCUUCUGGAACGCGACGGCGAUCCCGUCCGGGUCGACCUUCACGGCGGGCCCGCACGGCCCGGUCAAAAGUACCCUUGCGUCAACGCAGUUUGGCAACUCUGUCAGCAUGGCGAACAACAACAUCAUGGUGGGGGACCUAGACCGCGUGCACUUCUUUGAGAUCGACACGACGCUCCUGGCCAACAACACUCCCCCGGGGGGCAUCAACACUCAAGGUCUCGGCACCUCGUUUGGCUUCUCUACCGUCAUAGCGAAUGUUCUCGCGUUCAGGACUCAGGCGUCGGUCGGCUUCACUGGCCGCAAGGUCGCGAUGUCCUCUCUCGGGGGGGACUUGAACACCACACUCCCCUUCGUCCAGGCCGCGGCGCAGCCCAACUCCUUCUCCCUCAACAACCGCGGCCCCCGCGCCGCGCUGUACACGCUGGAGCGCAGCUUCUGCGCCAACGGUGUUCGGCAGAUCAUCCGGACUGCGUCGUUCAGUGACGGGGCCGACGGCGUCAUCGGCCAGACGGACUUGCCCUGGCACCCGACCCACGGGAACCCCAGCCCUCCCAGCACGUGGCUUGGAGUCGACGGAGGGCCGUUUGCCGUGCACGUGCCGGCCGCCGUCGGAAGUCCACCGCCGGUGAUCCAGGAGAACUACGUGGCGUCGGACUUUGGCCUGACGGUCCUCGCGGCGUCGGUGAACAACUCGGCGUUCCCCCGCAGCAGCAAGGGCCCGUACUUGGACGACGUGACGACGGCACUGACCCUGAGUCUCACGGACCCGCAGGGCGCGGCCAACCUGCUGCUGGGGACGUACCACGUCGGCGACGACAUCGGCGCGGCGCGCACGGGCGUCCCGACGGGGCAGUACUGGGGCGACGUGUACAACUCGGCGUCGGGCUGCUUCAACGCCUCGUCCAUCACCUGGAGCUGCAGCUUCCCAAACAACUUGAUUGCUGUGUCUUCCUCGGCCGGCGCCCCGAAGCCGUGGGUCGGCGCGUACGUCACGGACGUGGACGUCGUGGCGGUGAUGAACCCCAACGCGCCGCAGCGAACGCAGUCGAACCUGGUCGGGUACUUCAUUGUGGUGAAGGAUAUUUUGACGACCAGCAAGACCACGGCGGGCGUCGGUGACUUCCUGGCCACGGGGACGCGCUUCUUCUUCUUCGACUACCUGGCGUUCAAGUCCGGGCUGUCCACGGGCAACCUCGGCGGCGGCACCUUCCACAACAACGUCGUGAACAACAACUCGCCCAGCACCUGCACGGCCGGCAACGUCACGGACUGCGCGGCCAAGGCGUUCUACCACCUCAGCAGCAAGGAGGUCAUGCUCGGCGCCGUCGGGGUCGCCCCGACAACCGGCGUGUCGCUCGUGAACUACACCGCCGCGGCACUCGCCGCCUUCUCGAACGGCAGGCCGCACCUGGGCACGCCGUGGAGCGGGCAGGCCUUCGACGGGCUGCGCGGGUCGGCGAGCUGCGGGCAGGCGGCCUCGGACCCGUCCCGCGUCUUCUGCGCGGACGCCGUUGCGUGGAACCCGAGCCUGCUCACCGGGGCUGCCAACACUAUUCGCCACUACACCUGGCCCAUUCCGACGUCCCCCACGUCCAUCACGGGACCCGCCGACGGCACGACCGCGUUCGCGAGCUCCACGGCCGGCGGCCAGCUCAGGACCUAUUGGGCCGUGACGCGCAACAACGUGCAGAUCUGCCGGUUCCUGCGGACCGACGGAGACUGGGUGUUCUGCUCCGACGGCAACUCACGGAUGGCGUACUACCACGUGUUUCCGGCCGUCGGCUCUGUCGUUGGGGCGACUUAUGAGACCGGCGCCUUUCCAACUGCGACCCUUAACAACGGCGGCGUCGUGGAGCCGGGCCAGGGGCUGGGGGCUGCCUCCACGCUUUGCGGCGACAUCGCCAUCGACCGCGACUCUCCGUCGAAGGGCCUGGUCUGGGCCUGCCGAGCGCAGACCACCCCGACGGUGUCCGUUGAUGGCAUCUACCUGUACCGGCGCGCCAGCUGGUUGGGCUCGUCGUGGGACGCCCCGGGCCUGCGCUUCUGGAACGCGACGGCGAUCCCGUCCGGGUCGACCUUCACAACGGGCGCGCACGGCCCGGUCAAAAGUACCGUUGCGUCAACGCAGUUUGGCAACUCCGUCAGCAUGGCGAACAACAACAUCGUGGUGGGGGACCUAGACCGCGUGCACUUCUUUGAGAUCGACACGACGCUCCUGGCCAGCAACACUCCCCCGGGGGGCAUCAACGCUCAGAGUGUCAGCACCUUUUUUGGCAACCCUGUCCAAGCGAAUGUUCUCGCGUUCAGGACUCAGGCGUCGACACUCACUGGCCGCAAGGUCGCGAUGUCCUCUCUCGGGGGGAACUUGAGCUCCACACUCCCCUUCGUCCAGGCGGCGGCGCAGCCCCUCUCCUCCUCCCUCAACAACCGCGGCCCCCGCGCCGCGCUGUACACGCUGGAGCGCAGCUUCUGCACCAACGGCGCCCGGCAGGCGACCGUGGGGGCGACCCUGCCACCUACGACCCCGGCAGCAACAGCGGCGCCGACCCUCGGACCGACGCCGGCACCUACGGCGGUGCCGACCAACGGACCGACGAGCACCGCACCCGCCGCGACGUUCAGCACGUCUCUUCAACAGCCGGUUUGCCUCAACGAGUAUGCGUUGUUCUCCACCACCACGUUCGACUUCAACCUGCAGUCCCCGCCUGCGGUGUACAUCAUCCAGGCGAACGAGACCGCCGGCGUCAAGGUGAUUUCUGAGGACAAGGUCAACUUCGACGUCAUCAACAUCGCAAACUUCUCGGUGUUGCAGCCCGUGUCGUCGCCGGCUCUCAACCUCACGGCUCCGGGCAUGCCGGAGGGCACGCCCGUGCUGAUCGACGCGGCGCACGGCCUCACGGUCACGCUGCAGUCCGUCCAGGUCAACCCUCCGAACCGCCCCUUCGCCAACCCCAACUUCGCCGCCGGCGGACACGCGUACAGCCUGACCCUCGACCUGUCGGACCCGCUGGACCCGUCCCAGCCGACGUUCACGGCCGCGCAGUGGGUCCUCGGCGACCAAGCGGCCUUCCUGUGGGGCUCCGGCACCCCCGGGAACAUCUACCUCGGGGAGAUCGGAUCUGCCGCGUCGCAGUGCGAUAUGUCCGGGUCCACGUGGGCCUGCAGUUUCACGAACUUCACCCGGGCGAAUUCGGCUGUGCCGCCCAAUUACGGGGGCAGCGGUCCGGCGCCGUGGCGCUUCGUGUACCCCACGCACCUGAACGUGGAGGCCGUGUUCGACGGCACGUCGACGAGCCCCAGCGCUCUUCUUGGAUGGUUUGUCUCGGUGGGCGACGUGAUGCUCAUGGGGGGCACGAACCCGGGCACCAACGGCAUCUACGGCGUUGGCGUUCGCAUCUUCUGGGUGGACUACAAGGCCUACCGGGGCGGCAUCCUCACGGGCAACCUGGCGUCACAGGCGCCCUGGCACACCACCCCGGGGUCCCCGAACGCGAACAACCCCACGUCCUGCACCGCGGGGAACCGCGCGGACUGUUUCCCCAAGGCCAUCGUCCCCUUCAUCUUCCAGGACACCGUCGUCGGCCGCGACGGCGAGUCCCGCGCCACCAACGCCCUGGUCAACGUAACGGUGCCUUGGGUCGGACGCGGCAUCGGCAGCGACGGGUCGCGGCCGCUGCGCAGCAGCGUCGUGUGGGGACAGUCCCAGCGGGACGCCACGAAGGUCCUGGUCGUCGCCACCGCGUCCUGGGGCGACCGGCUCAACAGCUUUGACAACUUCCGCGGGUCCUUCUGGGUGAUCCCGACGGCAAACAACACGUUCAACAACCUUGUAGUCGCGUUCAACACCUUCGACGGCCCGCUGAUCAAGGCUUCGGAGGCCAUCUUGGGCCCUGACAGCGGGUGGGGGGCAGCGCUGGAGACCGACGGAGACCACAUCUUCGCGCUGGACGGUUACACGGACCUGGUGUACUACUUGCCGUGGAACAUCCUCACCAUGAACUACUCCGCUGGCAUCGAGCCCUACCCGCCCACGAACUUCCGCUCGGCGGGGGCGUUCAACCUGACGGCAGCAAAUGCCGCCGCGGGCUUCACACUCGGGCAGUCGGGCUGCUCGGUCAUCCAGAAGGACCGCGCGGACCCGGAGUUCCUCGGCAUGGUCGUCGGGUGCCAGGGCGGCUUGGGCACCUACUCCUUCCUGGCACGCCCUCGCUUCAACUUCAGCACGCAAUCGUGGUCCCACCCGGCGGUCCGCCCCUGGCUCGUGACCCCGGGCGGAGGCCUCUCGUUCUUCUACUUCGGCUCGCAGUUCGGCGGCGACGCCAUCUCGUUCUACGCAAGCGGCCUCCUCGUCGGCCUGCCGCAGCUCGACAACCAGAACUUCCCGGAACUCGGCCCGCUCGGAUCGUUCCCGCGCGUGCGCUUCACAUCCAUCGACCCGGGCGAGCGGCCCACCAACGACCCGCCCGGGCGGCUCAACUCGUUCACCGUCUUCAGCGUGGACUACAAUGGCAACGGGCUCGGCAUCGGGACGGAGGUGGCGCUCACCGCGCCGCGGUCGAACAGCGUGAGGUCGGGCCUGACCGGCUUCUACGUGGGGUCGCGGAAGUCCGACUUCUUGGCGACGGGGUUCCCGGAAGUGCGGCGCUACAUGCUCGCCUUUGACGUGCAGUGCCAAACUGCCGUCGCGCCCACCACGCCGGCGCCCACCGUCCCGACGUGCUCCUUCCCGGGCUUCGUCGCAGCCUCGCCGGACCCCCUCAGUCCGUCCGUCGAGCGUUACUCCCCCUUCGACACCAUCUACCAGAUCAUAAGUGGGGGGGAGUUCCCCUGGAACGGCCCCAACCCGCCGACGACGUACACGCCGCCCGCCAACGCGCCGCAGCUCGCGCCCCCCAACAGCCCGAUGCCGCCCGGGCAGGCCUCGUCGGCGUACCGCGGGCAGGAGGUGUUCACCGCGCAGGGGCGGUUCGGGCUGUCAGUCACGGCGGGGUCGGUCCCCGCAGACGCGACGCGGAACCCGGCGCUCAACCCGGCGUUCCAGGGGCCCGAGCCGGCCACGACGUACGCGAUCAGUUUGAAUCUUCUGGACGAGAGCGGCAACCUGCUCCCGCUGCUGACGUUCCAGAUGGGCGACGAUCAGGGCCGGGUGUGGGGCACGGGCGCCACGGGCACGUACUACGGCGACCUGAGCUUCAACGCCACGGGCUGCAACUACAGCCCGAACGGCACGUUCGUGUGUUCGCCGAUGGAGAGCGCAACGAAGCAGCUGGCGCUGUCCGGCUCGAGCGCUCCAGGGACGGCGCCGCACGCGUGGCGCCACGCGUACGUCACGGACCUGCAGGUCCGUGCGGUGCACGACCUCGUCACGGGCAACAACCAGGACGCGACCACGCUCCUGGGGUGGGUCAUCACCGCGUCAGACGUGCUGGUGUCGGGCAACGCGACGGUCGGCACCAACGCGCACUACGCCACGGGCAUGCGGCAGUUCUACUUCGACUUCAGGGCCUUCGCGGAUGCCAUCUUGACCGGGGAGGUCUCCAGCGUUGAGUACCCCUACCAGGGGACCAUGCCGCGAUCCCCCAACCCUCGGACGUGCACGCCGGGCGACCCGGCGGGCUGCGCAGCGAUCACCCUGACGCACCUGCAGUCCCGGCAGGAGUACGUCGGCAAGGACACCACGGCGCCGCCCCCGAUCACGAACACCACAGCGCCGCCAACGAACUUCAGUGGCGCGGUGCCCUGGUUCGGCAACGCGUACAACAACGCGACGCAGUCGUUCCCGAUGCGCAGUACGGGUACCGCGGGGCAGUCGCGCCAGGCCGGCGCGGUGAACACGUUCUACACGUUCACGUGGGGCAACCGCACCCAGGGGCUCAUGAACAUGCGGCACAGCCUCUGGCUGCCGCCGCUGCCGGCGAGCCUCUCGGCCGCCCUCGCGAACGCCACGCUCACGAAGCGCCACGCGCGGCGCCUGUCCGCCGUCGAGAGCCUGCCGCUCGUCAGGGGGUUCCUCGACACGAAACAAAGCCUGGGCGCCUUCUUUUCGUCGUUCAUUCCGCCCCUAUUCUCGUACGACUUCCGAACGGGCGAGACGGGGGCCAUUGGCGCAAUCUCGCAGACCCUGCAUGGCGGUUCGUACUCCAUGGCGGGGCGCACCCUCAUGUUCACUGGCGACGUCCUGGUCGUGCCCGAUCCCCUCGUCAGCCGCGUCCACUACUUUCAGAUCCUCCCGGGCGGCGCGCCGGCUGCAGGAAACUACUCGCCCUACCCGCCGCCCAGCGGCAACUUCGGGUCGCCGGCGACGAUCACCAUCCCGUCGUCGCGCGGGACGCGCUGCGGACAGGACGUCGCAUACAUCGAGAACGGGGGCGGCCUGCUUGUCAUCGGGUGCCCGACAGACACCGGUGGCGGCGUACUGACGUUCAGGGCGGCGUUCGCGAACCCGACGACCGGGAACCUGGACAGCUUUGGCCUGAAGCCCUUCACGCUCCUCGGCCCGGGCGGCAGCAACUUCAUCGACUCGCCGUACUCGCGCAGAACGAGCCUGCCGCAGAACGGCCGCCCGAGCGCGGACGCCGCGUUCGGCCAGAGCGUGGCCAUCUUCGGCAACGUCUUCGUCGUCGGGGCGCCGCACGCCAACACCGGGGCCGCGUCCUCCCUGCGCGGCAACGGCGGCGCCAUCCACGGGUACCUGUACGACACCGCCAUGGUUGCCGACGACGCGCCGCAGAGCGUCGGCGUCGCCGACUUCUUCAGCGUGUCGCAGGACGCCUCCGCAGGCGUGCGAUUCGGUGCCGACGCUGCGUUCUACGUCACCUCGCGCGGCGACGGCUUCCUGAUCGCGAGCACGAUGGCCCUGCCGGCCAGCGCGAAGCCCACCGUGCGCCUGUACCAGAUCACGCCCUUCAACUGCUUCGCGCCCACGGCCCCGCCGAGCCUGGUGGAGCCCGUCGCGACGGUGCCCGUGGUGACCGCCCCGAUCGUCUUCCCCACGCCGCCGCCCGCGACGCUGCCGCCCUCGGACGUCGCGCCCCCGAUAUUCAACCGUCAGACGCCGUCGGGGGUCCGCGCGGUGACGUGUCCGGUCCAGGGCGCGGUGGUCAACAACUUCGCGAACUCGCUCCCAGCCGGCUCCCUCUUCCCGGUCAACGGUACGCUGCCCGGCGAGCCAGGGGGGCUCAAGGCGUACGGGCUGGACGGCAUCGCCUCGCGAGCGCAGUACCACCGGCAGGCGUACACGAGCGGGUUCGGCAACACGCUGGUGAACGGGUCGAACGGCACGUGGGUGGACGUCGUCGGCAACAAGACGUGGCGGUUCGACAUGCCGCAGCAGCAGUUCAUGGACGCCGAGUUCGGGGCGCACGUGUCGGUGUUUACGUUCCACACCCCUGUCGAGGCGCGGGUGCAGGCGCCGAGCUUCCUCGCGGCGACGUGGUCGCUCACGCUGACGGUCUACGUCGAGAGCGAGCGCCGGUGGGUGAGCGUGCACGCCGGCACGUUCGGCGGAGACCUCCCCAGCCAGGGCCUCGGCACGGCGGUGGGCGACAUGGACGGGGCCGGCGCGGACGUGCCGCCGCUGUACGCGUGGACGCACUCGUUUGCAACGGACGUGUCGAUCACGCCGUUCUACGACGGCCGCGCCGAGACGGCGGAGAAUCUGGUUGCGUACGAGAUUGUCGUGACAGACAUGCUGUUUUCUACCCGGGGCUUCGACAUCGCCGGGCAGAGUGACGCCGGGUCGGGCAUCUGGGGCCGCGGCGUGCGGUACUACCUCUUCGACGUGCAGUCGUUCCUCAGGGCGCGCCAGACGGGCACCCAUCCCGCGCCCAACACCGGUGCGGAGUCGGCGGCGUGCGAGAGCGACGACGCGUGCGGCGCGCUCUCGCUCUUCGAGACGGGCACGUGGGAGCAGUUCCUGUUCACUGCCACGGCGUGGAGCUCGAACUUCACCGACCUGGACACGCGGCUCCCGCAUCAGUUCUCCGCGCAAGGCUUCACUGGGACGACCUACCUCGUGGGGCGCGGCGGCGAGAUGACCAAGGUGUCGAUCGGCCGCAACAGCACGGCGUCGCUGGCCGUGUCCACCGUCGACGGCUUCGGCAGCCACGACAGCAACGCCUUCAAGAACGUGUGGGCGGGCGCUGUCGACAACACUUACGUGGCGGGCCUCACGCGUGGCAGCGGCGCGAGGCCCUUCCAGCUCACGCGGUUCCGCGACGCCCUGCAGAACGCCACCGCCGCUCUCGGGUUCUUCUCGAACAGCGCCUUCAGCAGCGUGCGAGUGCACGACGUCGCCACCGACGGCAAGUACGUCUGCCUGACGGUUCAGCGCACGGCCAACUCGCUCACCGCCACGCACACCGGCACCCUGCUCUGCGCCACGAUCUCCAUCUCGCGGACGGGCAGUUCGAACACCGCUACCGGCAUCCAGGCGACGGUCGUCGCCAGCGGCAUCCACACCAAGGGGAUCCUGCCGUCGGUCCUGUCGUCCUCCUCGGAAGGCACCCGGCGCACGUUCCGGGUCUCCAUGGCGCGGAACUCGCCCUACAUCGCCGUCGCCUCGCCCGGCGGCAGCGGCCAGGGCGGCGUGCUCGUGUACAAGAAGCCUGCGAGCCUCGGGGGCGUGGUGCAGAACAUCACGCAGACGACCGGGUCGGCGAACACGCUCACGAUCCCCGCCGUCGUCGGCGAGGACCUCUUCGGGCAGGAGCUGAUGGUGGCAGGGCGCGGGGUGGCGAUGAUGUCGGUUCCCGCUGGAUUCCAGUACAGCCGUUCGACGCUGCACGGGUACACGAUCGCGGAGUCGGGCGGCCUCGGGUCCGCCACGCUGUACACGCAGCUCAAGAUGACGGCGAGCAGCAGCGCUGCGUUGCAGCGCAGCACGUUCUCGGCCGGUCUGGACCUGCAGACGUUGGUGAUUGCUGGCGGCAUGGGCGGGGCCUACCUGCACGUCGACACGUUCUGCUCGCCGCCCGCGACGAACAUCACCGUGGACCAGGUGCUCAGGACGCCGAUCAACGCCACGGUCUUCGCGACGGGCGUUGUGUUCCAGCCGCUGUCGACAAUCGGCGACGCGGCCGCGUCCGCGCCGAACGACCGCGGGUCCGCGCUCAGGACGUCGAUCCAGGCCCUCGUCAACGGCAUCGCCGGCGUGUCCGCCAACGGCGGCGCCACGGUCACCAUGAGGGCGGUCUUCCCCUAUUACUCCACCAGGCUCCCCGUGAAGCGCGCCCGCGGCCUCCUGCAGACCUCGGCCGUCACGGGCGCGCUCGUCACGUUCUCCGUCGGCGGGCCCGCCGUGUACGCCAACGGCGCCGCGGGCGUCGCGGCCUUCGCAACCAGCCUGCGCAACGCCAUGCGCGCCGUCCCGCUGAGCGGCUACAACCCCGCGGGCACGGUCUUCUUCAACUCGAUCACCGUCUCGAGCAGCCUGCUCGGCUUCCCCGCCAGCGCGAUCCCCGCGCAGCCGCGCCCGCCCGUCGAGGUGCGGUCCAGCAACCCGGGGCAGUUCAAGGCCACCGUGCAGCCCGUGAACGGCCUGGCCAGGGUGCUCGACUCGACGACGAGCCAGCUCAACGACCAGGGCCUGAACGAGCUCUCGCCGACCUCGGCCCAGCAGUACGCGUGGGUGCGCGGGUCUGACAGCUUCUCGGUGAUGGUCACCAUCCAGUCGGACGCCGACGCGGUGCCGACGACGAGCUCGUUCACGACGAACGGCCUGACGGUGACGGCCGUGACGCCCGCCGGGACCAACGCGUACAUGGUCACUGCGACCAUCGACGAGACCUUCGAGGGCACCGCGACGCUAAACCUCGCCGCCGGGGCGCUCCGGGCGUCGGACGGGCGCACGAACGACCUCGGCGCGAGCUUCAGCGUUCUCGUCGACCGCUCGCCGCCCGUGCCGUCGCUGGCGCUCGUCCCCGCGUACUUCUCGGACCCCAUUCUGCGGUUCGAGAUCAUCAUCGCUGGCGGGCCCAUCAUCGUGCCGCCGUCGUUCGAGGGGCGCAUCGUCGUGGAGGGCACGGCGCAGACGAGGCAGCUCGCCGUCACGGUGGUCUCGCCCACGCGGCUGCGCGUGCUGUUCGAGCCCGCGGCCGCGGGGGACUUCACCAUCACUAUCCCGCCCGGGGCGCUCACGGACACGGCCGGGAACACCAACGGCCCGAACCCGACGGUCGCGAGGACGACAUUCAAGGAGGCGACGGUGAGCCGGGCUGCCACGGAGGACGCGACGACCUCCGUGGCCGUUGCGGGUGCGGGUGCCGGUGCCGCUGCGGCGGCCGGUGCGGCGGCGUCCAGCGCGGCGGCCGGAGCGGGCGCUGCGGCGGGUGGUGCGGCGGGUGGCGGCGCGGCCGGAGCAGGCGGCGGCGCGGCGGGCGGCGGCGCGGGCGGCAGCAGCGGCGGCGGCGGCGGCGGCGGCGCGGGCCUCACCAUCAUGCUCGGGACGAUCCAGAAGCUCAAGAUGGUGUCGAACAGCGAGGAGCCGUCCAACCCGGCCAUGCUGUCCGCCGCCGGGUGCUCGGCCGAGCCGUUCAUGGCCAAGGGCAUCGUGUUUGGCGACGACACCAAGAAGAGGGACUGCGUGCCUCCCGAAGAGGACCUCGCGAACGCCACUCCCGUGCCGGGCGCCGUCACGUCCCUCCUCGGCCGCCGCCUGCAGGCCCUGGGCAAGACGCCCGCGGGCUCGCUCAUGCCGCGCCGCGGCCACCUGCACUUGAGCUACCCCGCAUACGCCGGCGACGCCCUCGGCCCGCGGGCGCGCGUGCUGCACGCGGACUCGUACCGCCGCCGGCAGAUCCAGAAGAACAUUCUCGGGCUGACGCAGUCGGACGUGGACCGCAUGCUGCGCAACCCGCGGCGCCACGCUGAGGGGCUGCACGGCCUGUACACGGUGUGCAUGUUCUACAGCCCGGAGGUGGCGGAGCGCGACGGCCUGCCGUGCCUGGACAUCCGCGCGGCGUACGAGAGCGGCGAGCGGCCGUACGGGCACCAGCACCGCGGGUUCUGGGAGACGGCCAAGCACGUGAUCCUCGUCGAGGUCUGGGGCCGCGUGCACACCGAGUUCUUCGGCCGCCCGCCGCGGUACGCCGUGGAGGCGUGGGCCAAGGACUACUACUCCUCCGGGUGGGGCGUCCGGCACCUGUCGUGGCAGGUCCUCCCCGGCGACCGCGUGACUCCGGAACACCGCCGCCAGCUGCUGCAGUCGGGCCAGGAGGCCGCCGCGGCGGCGUCCAACGUGAGCGUCGACGACGACGUGGACCGGCUCUUCCUCGCCACGGGCGAGCAGAUCCUCAUCAUGAUCGUGCUGUUUGGCGUGGCGACGCUGGUCCAGAUCCUCGCCACCGUGGUUUGGGGCCUCAAGUACGCCAGGACGGGCCGCAAGCCGUGGUACCCCGCGCAGCUGCUCUUCCCGCGGCUCCAGAUCUACACGCUCUACUUCUUCGUCCCCGCGCUCGCCGAGACGGCCGGCGCGCUCAUCAAGGACGACCGCGACGGGCAGCAGGCGCUCGGGUGGAUCAUCAUCUUCCUGGUGCCGAUUCCGAUGAUCCUGUACUGCGCCUGGAUGGUGUACUCGACGCAGGUCGCGCUGGACUCGUUCCACCGCGGUAUCUUCUACGAGGUCGACGAGGCGGAGGCGGAGGAGCACUGGAAGGGCCGCAAGGUUGGCCCGUGGUCGUCGCUCGGCAUCUGGCGGCGCGCGCCCGAGGGCGAGUGGCGCGCGCGGAACAAGACCGAGAUGAACGUCUUCAUGCGCUUCGGCGUCAUCUUCGAGGACUACCACGGCCCGUACGUCGUCCGCAAGAACUGCACCUGGGAGCUCGACCCCAACAUCAAGCGGUUCAACCGCGGGUACCUCGAGACGUGGUACCCCGGCGGAAAGUACUCGGCGUUCCGCACGUUCAUGAUGUACGGCACCGCGUUCAACGCCCCGCUGCGCGUGGUGUUCAUGUUCCUCCUGGCGCUUGUGUCGUCGGUGUCCGACCCGACGGAGGGCGACGCGCAGAUGGCCGGGUUCAUCAUCCUGAUGAGCGUCAACAUCCUCCUCCUCGUGACCUUCCAGCCCUACGCCGCGAACCUCGACCAGCUGAUCGACGUCCUGCAGUCGGUGUGCGAGUACGUCGCGGUGUGGCUCAUCCUGGCCAUCAUCAUCGCGGUCGAGACCAUCUCGGACCCCACGGACCGCGCGGACACGGCCAAGACCCUCGGCGACAUCCUCAUGAUCUUCCUCCUCGCAGGGUUCGCCCUCAACCUCAUCUCGCAGAUCUACGACGUCACGACGGAACUCAUCGACUUUUUGCUCUUCUCGACCUCCCUCCGCGAGAAGCGCCUCGAGGACGUCCGCGAGGUCGUCGAGGAGGAGUCCCGCGCCGAGCGCGACCACCUCCUCGGCAAGAAGUACGCCAAUCGCUGGAUGCUGGCGGUGCUGAAGCGGCCGGCGGAGGGCUGGCCGCGGCUGGGCCCGCUGACCGACGAGGAGGAGGUGUACUGGCAGAGCGUGGUCGCGCAGCACCGCGUGGGGCUGUACAGCUCGGCGCGGUUCCGUUUCGGCGGGCUCACUUCCAGCCGUAAGCUCAAGGUCGGCGGCAGCGACGGCAACGGCGGGGGCACGGCGAAGACCGAGGACGAGGCGGACAUGGCGGUGCGGAUCGCGACGGAGCGGCUGAAGGCGUCGUACGCGCGCGCGCAGCGCCGUGAGACGCGCAUCAAGGGCGCGGCGGCGCAGUGGAAGCGCGUGGCGCUGUCGGGACGCACGGUGUCGAGAAAGAUGCAGUACGGUGUCCGGAGCAUGACCAAGAGUGGCAGGGAGAAGAGCGGCAACGGCAAGGAUGCUGCUGCCGAGAGGGAGGACAGCUUCCACUCCGCGGGGGAUGUCGUGCCCGACGUUUAA